Owenia fusiformis is the source of this 794-nucleotide messenger RNA. NCBI's taxonomy places the organism in Eukaryota, Metazoa, Annelida, Polychaeta, Sabellida, Oweniidae. The record is from the annotation of a GenBank genome assembly.
UGUGAACUUAAUGUUGUCUUUCUAAAAAACUAAUUUACUAAGUUUCUUUCUAGACGAUGGGGCGGUUCAAGACAAAACAACGUUGUGCAUCCCAAAAUAUUCAUGGCGAGAAGAAUGAACAAAUGCACCAACUGAUUGACUCAAAAUAUAUAAAGGCUUCAACCAGAGACCGUCUUUGUGAACUUGCCCAAAUAGACUUUUUUAGUUUUCGAAAAAGGCACAAACUAAAGCCGCUUUCAUUUUGUAAAUCCUGCAUCAAAAACGUUGAAUUAGAAAACGGUGGAAACGGACCCGCAAGAAAACAAAACCUAUCACAUGUUAAUCACGAUCAUAGUUACAAUUCUGAAGGAAAAAAAGACAAUGAUAUAUCUAUACAAACAACAAAUACUAUUCUUGAUCUUGGAGAUAAUCACCAAGACUUGUCGAACCAAAUGGAGACGUUGCCAUCGUCAUAUUUAAAGAACCUAAUCUAUGCACUGGGGAAAAUUAUUAAACAGGAAAUAAAAACAUAUUCUAACAACUCAAACAUUGAUUUGGAUUUUGAAAAAUUACGCCUGAGCAAUGCAGAUUAUUUCACGUCAUGCCCAAAACUACUUGCAACAUUGCUUUUAAGCAUAUCUGGUGUUCCAAUGGACUAUACGUUUAAAUCAAGCAAUGUCCCUGGUCAGUAUCCAGAUGCAUUAGAAACCCUAGAAUACACGUUUUAAAUCAGCAUGAUGCUUGUACUUCAAGUAGUUACUACUUCAUGUUUGCUCUACAUACGCUUGUUUUACGUUAUAUAAAGCAUAUCCCGC